GCUCAUGUUGAUAUCUUACAACUGUUGCUUAACCAUGGUGCCAGUGUGGACGCGGUGAACAAGAAGGGUGACACAUCAUUGCACGUAGCUGCACGUUGGGGUCAUAGUGAUAUUUUGCAACUGUUGCUUAACCAUGGUGCCAGUGUGAACACGGUGAAUAGUGAUGGUGAUACACCAUUACACGACGCUGCAUGUCGGGGACAUGUUGAUAUUUUACAGCUGUUGCUUAACCAUGGUGCCAGUGUGAACGCGGUGUACAAUGAUGGUGAUACACCAUUGCAUUUUGCUGCAUUUCAGGCUCAUGUUGAUAUCUUACAACUGUUGCUUAACCAUGGUGCCAGUGUGAACGCGGUGAACAAGAAGGAUGAUACACCAUUGCACGUAGCUGCACGUUGGGGUCAUAGUGAUAUUUUGCAACUGUUGCUUAACCAUGGUGCCAGUGUGAACGCGGUGAACAAGAAGGGUGAUACACCAUUGCACGUAGCUGCACGUUGGGGUCACAGUGAUAUUUUGCAACUGUUGCUUAACCAUGGUGCCAGUGUGAACAUGGUGAACAGUGAUGGUGAUACACCAUUGCACGACGCUGCAUGUCGGGGACAUGUUGAUAUCUUACAACUGUUGCUUAACCAUGGUGCCAGUGUGAACGCGGUGAACAAGAAGGGUGAUACACCAUUGCACGUAGCUGCACUUUGGGGUCAUAGUGAUAUUUUGCAACUGUUGCUUAAUCAUGGUGCCAGUGUGAACGCGGUGUACAAUGAUGGUGAUACACCAUUGCAUUUUGCUGCAUUUCAGGCUCAUGUUGAUAUCUUACAACUAUUACUUAACCAUGGUGCCAGUGUGAACGCGGUGAACAAGAAGGGUGAUACACCAUUGCACAUAGCUGCACGUUGGGGUCAUAGUGAUAAUUUGCAACU
This is a messenger RNA of Paramuricea clavata, 914 nucleotides long. NCBI's taxonomy places the organism in Eukaryota, Metazoa, Cnidaria, Anthozoa, Malacalcyonacea, Plexauridae. The record is from the annotation of a GenBank genome assembly.